AUGUGUCCUUCCGCUAGGCGGGCUGGGACUUGCUGCCGGAGGAAAAAGAGGCCGCGGGCGGAGCGGACUCAGCCGGCCUCUGAAAACGCGAGGAGUGGGGCGGCGACGCGCCAGCGGUGAGGCCGUUCCCGGCCGGCGCGGGGGCGGGGAAGGCGCUAGGCAAGCGGUCGCCGCGGAGGGAUCUCGCCUCCAUGGUGGUUUUGCGGAGCAGAGGCGCCCUCCGCGGGCCGCCCUUUGCCAUCAUGGAGUCCAGCUCCGAGUUCAUCUCCCUGCAAACCACCGCGCUCGGCACCCGACGCACCUGGACGCGCUCGCAGGGCGCCUCGACCGCCGCUGGGCCCGAGGGGGCGGAGAGGAGGAGGAGGAGAGCGGCUAGAUUUUCCUCUGGCAAAAUGGAAUGUUUUCAUGGACACUGUUUAAGACCAACAAGAAAAAACAUCACUCCAUGUUUGGAUUCCAGCUUUGAGAAAAGUAUGGAAAUAUUGAGUGAAAAUGUCAAUAGAAGACACUUUGGAAGGCAAUUGGCAAAGCCAAAACCUGACCCGAAAAAAGAAUAUAAGGAAGUCACGAGGACACUAAAAACCAGAGCUGAUGUAAAAGCUGUGAAACAAGUCUAUGAAGAAAAUGAGGAUUUGGAGGUCCGCAGAAGCUGCAGACUCCGACGAAGCCGCUAUACUACCACAAAUCAGUCUGUUCUGUUUGAUGCACUUAUAACAAAUACUGCAGAAGCAGUGUUGCAAAAAAUGGAUGACAUGGAGAAGAUGCGUAGACGCCAUAUAAAGGGCCUGGAAGACUUUGGGGUGUUCAACAGUGCUGAAGAAAAUCUUAAUAUGUUUUCCCGUGGAAAGAAAGAAAGUCAAAGCAGUGAUGAACCUGACAAUCAACCGGAGCUUGAAGAGUCAUCAGAAGAAAGCGAAGGGAAGGAAGAUAAUGUUGAAGAUAAUCGAAAGCGUUAUGACUUCCGGCAGAGGAAAAUUGCUGUGCCCUACCAAGCUCCACUGGAAACACCGAGACAACGUAACAUGCUUUUUCCUGCCACAGCCAGGUACUCAUUUAGAAGCCUUCCAUCUCGAACUGCUUGCAGCAAACAGCCGGACAGACUGGGAUGUUCAGCCCACAACGCCGAUUCCACGUCGUCCUCAUCUGAUGAGGAGAGUGUUGAGAGGCGUCAGAUGGGCAGCCGUAACAAGACUCAGAGAAGGUGUCUUCCAGCAAACUUCCAGGAGGAUGAGCAGAAGGGAGUUCGCAAGGAUCAGAAGAAAACUGGAAAAAGUCUGGCUGACACUGAUCCAGUCCAAAUUGAUAGUUUGGUGCGAUUUGAUGCUGUGGGCGGUCUUUCUGACCACAUUUCAGCUUUAAAAGAAAUGGUCAUUUUUCCGCUGCUUUAUCCAGAGGUGUUUGAGAAAUUCAAAAUUCAACCGCCAAGAGGAUGUCUAUUCUAUGGCCCACCAGGAACUGGAAAGACCUUGGUUGCACGUGCCCUUGCUAACGAAUGUAGCCAAGGGAACAGGAAAGUCUCCUUUUUUAUGAGAAAAGGUGCAGAGUGCCUGAGUAAAUGGGUUGGAGAGUCCGAAAGGCAACUUCGUUUAUUAUUUGAUCAGGCGUAUCAGAUGAGGCCUUCGAUUAUCUUUUUUGAUGAGCUAGAUGGCCUUGCUCCUGUCCGGACCAGUAAGCAAGACCAGGUUCAUAGCUCUCUUGUAUCAACACUUCUGGCGCUCAUGGAUGGGUUAAACAGCAGAGGGGAGGUGGUUGUAAUUGGAGCGACCAACCGACUAGAUUCCAUCGAUCCUGCGUUACGCAGACCAGGACGCUUUGACCGGGAAUUCCUCUUCGGCCUGCCCAAUAAAGAGGCCAGAAAAGAAAUUUUCAAGAUUCAUACCCGUGACUGGACCCCUAAGCUGCUGGACACCUUUAUAGAUGAGCUUGCUACAGAGUGUGUUGGGUACUGCGGCGCCGAUAUAAAAUCUCUGUGCGCUGAGGCUGCUCUGUGUGCCCUCCGCCGACGCUACCCUCAGAUCUACAUGAAUAGUGAGAAAUUGCAACUAGAUGUCAAUUCUAUUAAAAUAGAAGUAAAAGAUUUUGUGAUGGCUAUGGAAAAGAUUGUUCCAGCCUCACGGAGGGCUGCGUCUUCACCGGGACGAGCACUGUCCCCUAUUAUGAAGCCUCUUCUAGGAAAUACGCUCUUGAGAAUUUUACGAGCCCUUCAAAAGGUAUUUCCUCAUGCAGAGCUUGCACUGAAGAAGGACCAGCAGCAAGGCAGCUUAAAUCCUAUCUUAAAAGGUGGUGCAAUUGACAGUGGUGAUGAAUCACCCUCAAUCUUUGAAGAGAAUAUAGCAGAUAAAACGCCUCGCAGACCGCAGGAGAAAUUCUUCAAUUUUAGUAGGAAUGCUUACUGGCAGCCUAUGUCCUGCAGGCCACACCUGCUAUUAGCAGGAAAGCCAGGAUGUGGCCAGACAUCCCACUUGGCACCUGCUGUUUUGCACGCUCUGGAAAUGUUUCCAGUUCAUACUCUGGACCUGUCGGUUUUAUUUGUUAGCGCAGCAUCACCAGAAGAAACAUGUGCACAGUUGAUCCGAGAAGCUCAGCGGACAACACCAAGCAUAAUUUAUAUCCCACAUAUCCAUUUGUGGUGGGACGGGGUUGGAGCUACAGUGAAAGCUACCUUUAUGUCACUACUACAGAACAUUCCAACAUUUGCUCCAGUCUUGCUGCUUGCAACAUCAGAUGUACGCUACACAGAUCUCCCAGAUGAGGUACAAACAUUGUUUAACAGAGAUUUUGGAGAAGUUUUCUAUAUCCAGUCUCCUGAUAAGGAUGAAAGAAGAAAAUUUUUUGAGGACUUGAUUUUGAAUCAAGCUGCUAAACCUCCCCCUUCAAAAAAGAAAGCAGGUGAGCAGAUGUUGGAAACACUGCCUGUGGUACCACCACCCGCACCUCGACCUCUGACAAAGGAAGAAAUGAAUCGUCUGGAGGAGAAGGAGGAGGAUACCUUGCGUGAACUUCGAAUUUUCUUGAGGGAUGUUACUCAUAGACUUGCCAUCGACAGACGUUUCAGGGCAUUUACAAAGCCUGUUGACCCGGAAGAAGUACCCGACUAUGACACAGUUAUUAAACAGCCAAUGGAUCUUUCAACAGUUUUGUCUAAGAUUGACUUGCACCAAUACCUAACUGCAAGAGAUUUUCUGAAAGAUAUCGAUCUCAUCUGUAGUAAUGCUUUAGAAUACAACCCAGAUAAAGACCCUGGAGAUCGUCUCAUUAGGCACAGAGCUUGUAGUUUGAGAGAUACUGCGUAUUCUAUUGUGAAGGAAGAAAUAGAUGAAGAUUUUGAACAACUCUGUGAAGAAAUUAAAGAAUCUCGUAAGAAAAGAGGUUGCAGCUCUUCAAAGUAUGCUCCAGCUUUCUACACAGUGAUGCCAAAGCAAAACUCUGCUCCUGAAUGUACGGAAAUAGACGCAAAGUCCAGUGAAAAAACAAAGAUGACAGUGGCACCUGUAGAUGCCAGUACGCCUCUCUCCAAUGAUUUGUCAAGAAGAAAACGCAGAAAAAAUAUGCCCUCUUUAGCCACUGCAGCAAAGAGAAGAAGGAGUUUUCAGUUCAAUAAAGAGAAUCAAGUUCCUGAAAAUGACCAAUACGAGAGUGAUGAAGAUUUUCUCGGAAGCUAUAUUUCAAACACAGACCAGAACGAAGUCGAAUCCUCACAGGAUUCUGUUUGGGAAGAAAGUGAAACUGUUCUUCAGCAACGACAGACAAAUGGCAAAGAAAAUAAAGCUGGGUCAGAAAAUGAGAGAGAACGAGGGUUUUUUGGUAUGGAUACAUCUGCUGCUGAAAAGGAGAGUGUCAGGCUGCCUGGACACUUAGACCUGAGAAGGGAAAGCGACUUUUCUGUUUGCCCAAAACCAGAAAGCUCUGAAGAGCAAGAGGCAAAUGAUCCUUGGGUACUUUCCAUGACUCGUGCAAGACGUUCUCAGGCAGAACGGAGGCAGAUGAGUGUUGAGAAAGCUAUGGACAUUCUGACAGAGCCGGCUGCUGUAAUGAUUGUGGAUUACUGUGAGCUCAGACAACUGUUGCGAAUGGUCACUGAGCUAACGAAGGAAGUUGACGUAUCUCAUCUUGAAAAAUUAUAUGCUGCAAUUUACCAGUGUAUUUAUCAACAUCGGGAAAAUUAUGACAAAACUGAAUUAGUGAAGGAAAUAAGGAAAGAAAUUAAAGCCUUCCGCUCAGCACUGAUGUGAUCUUCGACAUGCUUGACUUCUGUUCUGUAAAGUUGUUUUGGUUGCAUGCUCUUCUGUUAUUUUUGUGUGUAAUUCAGUACUUUACAUAUAUUUUAAGAUAUAUUUGUUUUAUAUAUUUUUAAAGUUCAGAAACUCUUUUUAAGUGCUUUUAUUUUAUAUUCCUUCCCUGUAUUUGUUGAUAUUCUGUGAUGAAUAGUGAGCUCGGACAGAAGGAAUACACAGUCUUUUGAGAUCAGUGUUUUCAGCUGUCCUCUCCGUUACACAGCACCUUAGUCUUGUGUCGUGUGGUUUGUGAAGUUCUGCAGUCAGUGCCUUCGUCACAAUGUAGAUGUGAAUGUCUUCCAGAUGCUUCCAGUGCCUCUUUUUAAAAGGAAACGAUGGAUGACUUGAUAAGCUUUUAUCGUCCUUUCCCAGAUAUAUAUUUUUUCUGCAGAAAUCUCUGGUGGUAUAUAUUGUACAGCAUGGUAUGAAAGGGUUUUAAAACAAGUCAGAUUCUGAUAUAAGAAGUCUAAUUCCUUUAGAAAACUCUCACUGCAGUUCAGAGUUUUUUGUUUGUUUUGUUUUUUUAGUUGCCCGAUAGCAUCUCAAGUGGCAUUCCUGGAGUUAACAACCUAAAGUAUGUGGGAGAAAACUCUUCCACAAAGAUUUUCUGCUAUGACAUAUUUUCAACAAUUAAAAUCCCAACCUGAGGCAAAGCCAGAUUUGCUGUUGAAGCUUUCUAACAUGAAGCUUGGUCUUGCUUCUAACAGUGACAAUCUUUAUACUGGAAAAUAGCAUUUUAAUAUUUAUUAAUUUAAUAUAAAUUAUUAGUUGCACGGAUGGCGCCUUUAUAGUUGAAUUAAAUUUGUAAAUAAUUUUCUUAGUGACCGAGAGAAUUCUAUUUGUCUAUUUCUUAAAACUAAAUAUAUUUCACUAAGAAUAUAUGUAAGUAAUAUCAGAGCAAGACUCUGUUUUGGAGGUAGAUCUCUCUUCAAACCAGUAGAGAAAAUUAACUGUUAAUGUGACAAUUUUUUAAAGUAAGCCUAAGAUGGGGAAAGUUUUGCUUUUCAAAAAACAACUACAUCGUGAUGAAAUAUGUAGCAGUAGCUGUUGCUGUUAUGUCACCGAAUACCUAAGUGUGCAAUCCCUGUGUUUGUUUUCUUAUGUUUUCUUGUUUCUUUCUCAUGUGUGUCUCAACAUUUCUAUACUAUGCGGGAUUUUUUCUUUCAUCUGUAUUGUUUGGAUGAGUAUUAAUGGAAAACAAAUGCCCAUUUGUUUCUUUCUAUUCAAUAAAAAUCUUAAAAAAAAAAAA
Molecule: messenger RNA, 5523 nt
Organism: Numida meleagris (helmeted guineafowl)
Lineage: Eukaryota; Metazoa; Chordata; Aves; Galliformes; Numididae
Gene: ATAD2
Product: ATPase family, AAA domain containing 2
Exons: 28
Coding region: 192-4232 (1346 amino acids)
Biological process (GO): positive regulation of transcription by RNA polymerase II
Cellular component (GO): nucleus
Molecular function (GO): chromatin binding; histone binding; ATP binding
Source: RefSeq, a predicted model, not a curated record